UAAAGCAUCAUCCAUGGAGAAGAACUGUUUACGCACGGUGUAUCGUACAAGUUUAACAUCAAUGAACACGUCGACGAUUGGUGGAGGAGCCAACCCCAGCGUGAAAAGCCAGAGGAACAAGGUGUGUCGGGCGGCGACCGAGGAAGAUUUCAUCAAUGGGAUUUCAUGGCCUCCAAGGAGUUACACUUGCAACUUUUGCAAAAGGGAAUUUAGAUCAGCUCAAGCUCUUGGUGGUCAUAUGAAUGUUCAUAGGAGAGAUAGAGCCUUGCUUUAUUCUCCUCCAGCUGAUGGUCAGUUCACUAAUCUCAACCUUAACCUUCUCCAUAACCCUAACCCUAACCCUAAUAUCUCGUCUUACGACGAAGUCACAUUCGUCGGUCGGAAAGCUUCGGAUUUGAAGUUGUCGUCCAUGACGGCCGAGAUUGCCGCGAAACCUAAUAUGUUUGAGAGAGGUCAUUGGAAGAAGGGUGAGAAAUUCAAUAUUGGGUUGGAUAUUGAAAUUAGUACUACUUCUUCUACCAAUGUACUUAACGACUCCAAGAUGGAUAUUGAUUUGGAGCUUCGAUUAGGGUACUCGACUUAG
This is a messenger RNA of Cucumis melo (muskmelon), 583 nucleotides long. Its product is annotated as transcriptional regulator SUPERMAN-like. Lineage: Eukaryota; Viridiplantae; Streptophyta; Magnoliopsida; Cucurbitales; Cucurbitaceae. The record is from RefSeq and is a predicted model, not a curated record. The transcript has a single exon. Bases 14 to 583 code for a protein of 189 amino acids.